AAAUUCUCUUUUUUGAAGGCGGGCGCAGGGAACCAAGAGGAGAGAACCUAGCAAAAUGCAGAUCUUUGUCAAAACCCUAACUGGGAAAACAAUCACUCUCGAGGUCGAGAGCAGCGACACCAUCGACAAUGUCAAAGCCAAGAUCCAGGACAAAGAAGGCAUUCCACCGGAUCAGCAGCGUCUGAUCUUCGCCGGGAAGCAGCUCGAGGAUGGUCGGACUCUUGCUGAUUACAACAUCCAGAAAGAGUCGACGCUUCAUUUGGUGCUGAGGUUGAGGGGUGGCAUCAUCGAGCCCUCGUUGAUGGCUCUCGCGAGGAAGUACAAUCAGGAUAAAAUGAUCUGCAGAAAGUGCUAUGCUCGCUUGCAUCCAAGAGCUGUUAACUGCCGCAAGAAGAAAUGUGGCCACAGCAAUCAGCUAAGGCCAAAGAAGAAGAUCAAGUAAGCUCUGUUUGGUUCUCCUAUUAGUUGGUUGGACUCGAUAGGAUUCUUGCUAUCUAGUUUAUUAAAUGCUCUGUUCUAAGUUCAGCAGUUGGACCCGUGUCUUCACUUGUUUUAUUAUAUCUCGAGAAGAGAGUUUAUUGUGUUUUGUCAUGUACGGUGAAGUUUAUUUUUUUAAAGUGAUUUUGGUUUGGGACAACAUGGUUUACUUUCUUUGGUGGCUUCUUCUUUCCAGAAGUUAGCUACUCUUGAUAUUGGCAACUGAUAUUUCCCA
This is a messenger RNA of Asparagus officinalis (garden asparagus), 712 nucleotides long. RefSeq names its product ubiquitin-60S ribosomal protein L40. Gene Ontology annotation, biological process: translation; modification-dependent protein catabolic process; protein ubiquitination. Gene Ontology annotation, cellular component: ribosome; cytoplasm; nucleus. The coding region runs from base 56 to 442 and encodes 128 amino acids. The record is from RefSeq and is a predicted model, not a curated record. Gene Ontology annotation, molecular function: structural constituent of ribosome; ubiquitin protein ligase binding; protein tag activity. NCBI's taxonomy places the organism in Eukaryota, Viridiplantae, Streptophyta, Magnoliopsida, Asparagales, Asparagaceae. The transcript is spliced from 5 exons.